AUGAUCUUCGAUUCUUGCUCAUGCCACGCAUGUUGUUUCCCUCGUUACUUUCCUUUCCUGAACUUUCCUUUACUGAUAUGUUACCUUGUAGUAGCAUAUACGAAUGGUCUUUCGGAGAGACGACAACACUGCCCACAUCUUAUGCGUUCUCUUCCCCUUCUUGUGGCCGUGGUUGUGGUGGCACAGGUGGCCUCGCAGCCGCAGGCCUCGUCAUGGCGGAAGCCGAAUGUAACCACCUUGCUCGAGGACCGCAUUCGGCUCGCCCAAGGGGCCAUCGCGCAGGCCGUCUCGGAGCUGGACAGCACAACCUCGAUGUUUCCCGAUCUCGUGGACACCUAUGGUUUUUCUGGCGCUCUUUAUUCCCUGCUUGCCGAGUUCGACCAGCUCGCGAACCGGUCGCAGUACGCUGUCGAUCUGGUAGGGUACUUUGGCGCGGCGAGCGCGGUGACGGCGGCGAACUACUCGGGGCUGUAUGUGCGUUCUUCCCCUGCUCUCAACAAUGGCUUGAACUUCGGACACGGAGCGGUCGUCGCGUAUAAGGCGUAUAACAACUCGUUGUUCCUCCAAUUUGCUGUCGACGCGUGGUCGGCCGCAGUUCCCUACACACUCACGCAGGCGGCGCUCGAUGCAGGCAAGACGUCGAACAAGAAUUUCACUCUGAGCCCUGACUGUCAAGGGGUGAGCAUGGCGGGCGGAACAUUCUGGGUUGCUUCUUCAGUAUCACUCAUUGCUCCGUUCUGA
Messenger RNA from Mycena indigotica, 741 nucleotides. Its product is annotated as Glycoside hydrolase family 76 protein. The record is from RefSeq and is a predicted model, not a curated record. Lineage: Eukaryota; Fungi; Basidiomycota; Agaricomycetes; Agaricales; Mycenaceae. The transcript is spliced from 8 exons. The coding region runs from base 1 to 741 and encodes 246 amino acids.